AUGGCCACUUCAAGGAAUGAUGCUAAGACUGUGGUGAAAUUUAUCAAGAAGAAUAUUUUUGCUCGAUUUGGGGUACCUCGAAUCUUAAUCAGUGAUGGUGGUUCGCAUUUCUGUAAUACUCAACUUCAAAAGAUGUUGAGUCAAUACCAUGUGAAUCAUAGAGUGGCGUCCCCCUGCCAUCCUCAAACUAAUGGGCAAGUCGAAGUAUCCAACAGAGAAUUAAAGAAAAUACUAGAAAAAAUAGUGGUGUCAACCAGAAAAGAUUGGUCAGCCAAAAUAGAAGAUGCACUGUGGGCUUACAAAACUGCAUACAAAUCUCCAAUUGGUCUGUCUCCUUUUCAACAGGUGUGUGGCAAAUCAUGUCAUUUACCAGUCGAAAUGGAACACAAGGCAUAUUGGGCUAUGAAAUUUUUGAACUUUGAUAAGAAGGCAUCCAGGGAGCACAGAAAGAUCCAGUUGUUGGAGCUAGAAGAAAUGUGA
Glycine soja is the source of this 480-nucleotide messenger RNA. RefSeq lists its product as uncharacterized. The transcript has a single exon. The coding region runs from base 1 to 480 and encodes 159 amino acids. Gene Ontology annotation, biological process: DNA integration. The record is from RefSeq and is a predicted model, not a curated record. Gene Ontology annotation, molecular function: nucleic acid binding. NCBI's taxonomy places the organism in Eukaryota, Viridiplantae, Streptophyta, Magnoliopsida, Fabales, Fabaceae.